Messenger RNA from Stylophora pistillata, 976 nucleotides. RefSeq lists its product as uncharacterized. The record is from RefSeq and is a predicted model, not a curated record. Lineage: Eukaryota; Metazoa; Cnidaria; Anthozoa; Scleractinia; Pocilloporidae.
AGUGUUUGGUUGUUACAAAGAGAUCAGAUACGUGUGGAGCACCUUCCAGAUCACUCUGUGCUCUGACGAGACCUAAUAACAGCGUUCAGAAGUCUUCUUAAGAAAACAGGAAAUGAAGUUCUUUAUUUCGUUGCUGAUAACUCUGGCAGUGGCAGAUUCAUUUCCCUUGGAAAAUGAAGGAAACACCGCGCCAGAAACGGAGAUUUUAGGGCCUCGUGUACAAGAUACUGAUGAUCUAAGGAUGCAACCCAAGAUACCCAUGAUUGAAACACCUCUCAACGAUCCCGCUCAACAAAAGGAUUGGGACAGCAACGUUGAUUGGUCGCCUAGGGGUGUCAAUGUCGGUGGAAGAAAGGAAAAUGGUAAAAGGGGCUGGGGCAUCAGUGGCAACAUUGCGAGCAGCGGUGGUAAACCGAGUUGGAACGUUGGUGUCGAUUAUCAGCAUCGAUUCAAGAAACGGGGUUGGGCCAACAAUAUCGAUGCUGAUGGACUCAACGCUGAAACACCUUUGAACGAUCCCGCUCAACAAAGUGAUUGGGAUGGCAACGUUGAUUGGUCGCCUAGGGGUGUCAAUAUCGGUGGAAGAAACGAAAAUAAUAAAAGGGGCUGGGGCAUCAGUGGCAGUUAUGGGCGAAACAAUGGUAAAUCAAAUUGGGGCGUUGGUGUCGAUUACAAAUUCGGUAAACGGGGUUGGCCCAACAACUUUGGUGGUGGUAGGCUCACCACUGUCCCAGAUGGGAACUUCUUUGGAGGAAAAAAUCGCCUACCUUACCCAGACUAUUACAAAAAUUGAAGUAAGUGAAGGUCGAGACCGGAAUGGCAUGGCGAGAUAUCGACAAAACUUUGCUUAGCUUAAUUGCUGGGCCCUAGCACGGAACACAACAUUUCGGACUAGACUUUGUAACCGUACGUAGUUAAAAACUGUAACGUUUAAGCAAUAGUAACGCAAACAAAUAAAGGAUUGGAGGGGAGCGAA